AUGGCGGGACGGGCCGCGAUGCGAACCCCUGAACCGCCCGACCGCGACGAACGCGAAGAUUCGCCACCGCGACUGGCGAGACCGAAACGCACCACCCGACCACCGAACAACUUCGCUCGUGAGCAGGAAAUUGAUAUCGAACAGAGGAAGACGCGUUCCCAACAGAAGAAGACGCCAAUCGAGCAAGAAGAACGUAUCUCGGUAACUGCGGGCGACUCCUCGGCCGAGGAUGAGAACCUGAGCAUCGCCAGUAUCGUGAAGGAGCUGGUAAGACUCAGGAGAGAGAUCAGACAACGAGACGAAUCGCACAAGGAAGAACUUCGAAAGGUCAAAGAAGAGUUCAGUGCCGCCUUUGCAGAAGUUCGGCAGGAGCUACAGACGCUGACAGACACAUGCGCAAUACCACAAAUCCACCCUGAGGCAUGCUCUCGGGACAAUCAUGACGAGGUUCUUCGUGAGAUCCAGACUCUGCGCGAGGAAAUUAGCGUCCCUGCGCCCACGAGUUCCCCGUCCUACGCAGCGAUUGCCCGUGCUCCCCCGCUCAGCCACCCGAACAACAUACGGGCUCCCCCAGCGCGGAACACAAGACCAACUACUCUCACAGAGACGCUGUACUGUACGAUAGACACCUCGAAGAUGAUGGAGGAGAACAACGAGAAAAUAUCCGCGGGCCUGAUUAGGACCACAAUCGAGACCAAUGUCUGGACAAUGGAAAAUCACACUCAGUGGCGCUGUCGCGCGGUCACGGUGGAUCCAAGAAAUACUAACCGAAUCCGAAUCGCCUGCCGUGAUGAAGACGAACAUCAGCUAGUGAAACAAGUGGCAGAAACGAAGAUCGGGGCAGGAGCCCGGGUGCUGCGGGACGAGUUGUACCCGAUCAAGGUCGAUAGCGUCAAGAGAGCGGCAGUACUGGAUGAGAACCACAAUGUCUUAGCAGGAGCGGCGGUAGCCCUGGGCGAAGAGAAUGAAACCACGGUCACCAAGAUCGCAUGGCUCAGCAGCAAGGAAGCCACGAAGCCUUAUGGAUCGAUGAUCGUGUACCUAACGAAAUCAACUGACGCGCGGAGACUCCUGGCUGAUGGGUACUUCCACGUCGGAGGAGAAUCCGGGACAACCAGCAUCUUCGAUGCAGGAAUGCCCAGAGAUGCGCAAAGUGCGCCGCAGAAGGCCAUCGCCACAGUAGCUGCGACCAGACAGUUCCGAAGUGCGUUCUAUGCGGGGGCCCUCACGAAUCGUUCAGCAGGAGUUGUCGGAAGCUCUACCCGCCACGCAAUGAAUAAAACGCUCCGAGUGAUGCGGCUUAAUGUGAGGAAACAGGGUGCAGUGCAUGACAGUUUGAUGAACGAUGAAGAGACACAGGACGCAGUGGCACUAGCGAUCCAGGAACCCCAGGCGAGGAGGAUUCAAGGCCGGCUCUUGACCACCCCGAUGGGGCAUCAUAAAUGGACCAAGAUGGUUCCCUCCACGUGGAGGGAAGGGAGAUGGGCGAUCCGAAGCAUGCUGUGGGUCAACAAGGAUGUGGAAGCGGAGCAAGUGCGGAUCGAGUCGCCGGACUUAACGGCGGCCGUUAUUCGGCUUCCCGAGCGACGGAUUUUUAUCGCAUCAGUUUAUGUAAAAGGAGGGGACGCCUCCGCAUUGGACGAUGCAUACGAUCACCUCCGAAAAGCAAUCACUAAAGUACGGCGAGACUCGGGAACGGUGGUGGACACCAUGAUUAUGGGAGACUUUAACCGCCAUGAUCAACUGUGGGGAGGAGACGAGAUGUCCCCGGCCAGGCAAGGCGAAGCGGAUCCGAUCAUCGACCUUAUGAAUGAAUUUGGACUCAGCAGCCUGCUUAAACGAGGCACCAAGACAUGGCACGGCGGAGAAUAUUCGGGGGACUGCGAGUCGACGAUCGACCUCGCUCUCGCUUCGGAAAACCUGACGGACUCGAUGAUCAAAUGUGCGACGGACAAACUGCUACUCAAGAAUGCACCGUGGAAAGAGAUCAAUGCUAGAAUCGCGAGGACGCUAGCUGCCACUCCGGUGGAAGGCUCUGUACAGCAGAAGACCGAUCGGCUUAUGUGCGCGGUGUCGGAAGCGGUUCGUGCGUUGACGCCGAAGGCCAAGCCGUCACCGCAUGCAAAGCGAUGGUGGACGGCGGACCUGACGCAACUCCGUCAGAUAUACACAUACUGGAGAAACCACGCCCGCUCGGAAAGACGCGCAGGACGAAAGGUGCCACAGCUAGAGGACAUGGCCACAAGCGCCGCGAAGCAAUACCAUAACGCAAUUCGGAAACAAAAGAAGAGACACUGGAACGAGUUUCUGGCCGACAACGACAACAUCUGGAAAGCUGCCAGGUAUCUGAACGCAGGGGAAGAUACAGCCUUCGGGAAGGUACCGCAGCUCCUCAGAGCAGAUGGAACGGUUACCACCGAUCAUAGGGAGCAGGCAGAAGAACUACUAACCAAAUUCUUCCCGCCGCUGCCGGACAGCAUUGACGAUGAGGGAACCAGGCCACAAAGAGCGGCGGUAGAGAUGCCGACCAUCACCAUGGAAGAGGUAGAGCGGCAGUUGCUCGCAACGAAGUCUUGGAAGGCGCCAGGCGAUGAUGGCCUACCAGCCAUAGCGUCACUGGAAGAAGGCACGCUGCCGAAACAGUGGAGACACGCAAAGAUCAUUCCGCUGAGAAAACCGAACAAGGAAGACUACACCAUUGCCAAGGCAUGGAGGCCAAUCUCACUGCUCGCGACGCUAGGCAAAAUCCUGGAGUCAGUGGUGUCAGAAAGGAUCUCGCACGCAGUGGAGACCCACGGCCUGCUCCCAACCAGCCACUUUGGGGCUCGUAAGCAGCGGUCCGCGGAGCAGGCACUCCUGCUCUUGCAAGAGCAAAUCUACGCGGCGUGGCGAGGCCGACGGGUCCUAAGCUUGAUCAGCUUCGAUGUCAAAGGGGCCUACAAUGGGGUUUGCAAAGAGCGACUGCUGCAAAGGAUGAGGGCACGAGGCAUACCGGACGGCCUUCUCCUCUGGGUCGAGGCGUUCUGCUCUGAACGGACGGCGACCAUCCAGAUCAAUGGGCAACUGUCGGAGGUUCAGGACCUGCCACAGCCUGGACUGCCUCAGGGCUCGCCCCUGUCUCCAAUCCUAUUUCUCUUCUUCAACGCCGACCUCGUGCAGAGACCAAUCGACGGCCAAGGAGGACCAAUUGCCUUCGUGGAUGACUUUACCGCGUGGGUGACAGGGCCAACCGAGAAGAGGAGCGGAGCAACUUUUGAAGCAGACAAAACGGCGAUCAUACAGUUCGCACCCAAGGCUCGCAAAGUGGAUCAAGAGCCGUUCACUGUCAAGGGACAGACGGUCGAGCCUAAGAACAAGGUCAAAAUCCUGGGGGUCCUGAUGGAGACGCGACUGAAGUACAAGGAGCAUAUUGCAAGAGCAGCAUCCAGGGGCUUGGAGGCCGCGAUGGAGCUACGACGGCUUCGAGGCCUCUCCCCAGCGACUGCACGGCAGCUCUUCACAGCGACCGUGGCUCCGGUGGUGGAUUAUGCGUCGAAUGUUUGGAUGCAUGCAUUCAAGAAUAAGAACAUCGGACCGAUCAACCGAGUGCAAAGGGUAGGAGCACAAGCAAUUGUGGGAACAUUCCUCACACUUGCGACCAGCGUAGCGGAGGCCGAGGCCCAUAUUGCCACAGUACAGCACCGAUUCUGGAGACGAGCCGUGAAGAUGUGGGCAGAUCUCCACACACUGCCAGAAACCAAUCCUCUUCGCAGAAACACAGAUCGGAUCCGGAAGUUCAGGAGAUACCACCGCUCGCCACUAUAUCAAGUAGCGGACGCGCUGAAAAACAUCGCGAUGGAAUCACUGGAAACCAUCAACCCAUUCACACUGGCCCCAUGGGAAGCACGCGUGCAGACUGAUAAGCCUAUUUCUGAGGGAUCAAUUCUGGUCGGGUUUGGAGUGGCGAUCGAGAAACAACCACCCCGCUAUCGGAAAGUGAGACUGAAGACCAUGUCCGUCACGUUGAGUGCGAGAACAGAGCAAAAUCCAUUUUCCGCGGAGCUGGCGGCAAUGGCGCAUACACUCAAGACACUCGUGGAAUUGAAAGGCUUUAGGAUCACACUGAUCACGAGCAACAAAGCGGCGGCUCUCACGUUGACGAACCCUCGACAACAGUCGGGCCAGGAAUUUGUCUGUCAAAUCUACAAGCUUGUGAGACGACUGCAGAGGCAUGGAAAUCAUAUUAGCAUCCGGUGGAUCCCCACUAGCGAGGACAACAAACUGCUAGGUCUCGCAAAAGAUCAAGCUAGAGCUGCGACGCAAGAAGAUACUAUCCCGCAAAGACAGGUUCCCAAUAUGAAAUUGACGACUCUAAAGAUUGCGCGUGCCCAAGCGAUCCCCAGCAGUGACCUCCCCGAGAGCAUCGGAAAACAUUCCAGACGACUGGAUAAAGCCCUUCCAGGAAAACACACGCGACAGCUGUAUGACCGAUUAUCGUGGAAAGAGGCGAGCGUGCUGGUCCUGCUCCGCACGGGCAUGGCAAGACUCAAUGGAUAUCUCUUUCGAAUCAAUGCCGCCGAGACAGAUCAAUGUGCAUGUGGACAAGCAAGAGAGACGGUGGACCACUUUCUCUUUCGAUGUCGGAAGUGGACCGCGCACCGGACGGAAAUGCUGCAAUGUACCCACACUCACCGAAGUAAUAUCUCCUUCUUCUUGGGUGGAAAAUCGCCCUCCGAUGACCAGAAGUGGACGCCCAAUUUGGAUGCAGUGCGAGCCUCAGUACGGUUUGCCAUCGCUACGGGCCGACUUGAGGCCACUUAG
Penicillium cinerascens is the source of this 4800-nucleotide messenger RNA. RefSeq lists its product as uncharacterized. The coding region runs from base 1 to 4800 and encodes 1599 amino acids. The record is from RefSeq and is a predicted model, not a curated record. The transcript has 6 exons. Gene Ontology annotation, molecular function: catalytic activity; nucleic acid binding. Lineage: Eukaryota; Fungi; Ascomycota; Eurotiomycetes; Eurotiales; Aspergillaceae.